AUGGCGGAUUCCAAUCCUGUUCAAGAGGCCACUGCCUCCAUUGCCAACCUUCUUCUCGAUGAUGUCACCGGCGAGAAAGUCUCCAAGACUGAAUUGAAGAGACGCCAGAAGCAGCGUGAGAAGGACGCCAAGAAGAAGGAGAAGGAGGCUGCUGCUCCCCCUAAGCCCAAGGCCGAGAAGAAAUCAUCUGCCGAGGAUGACGAGGCCAACUUGACUCCUAACCAAUACUUCGAGAUUCGUAGCAAGAGGAUCAACAAGCUGCGCGAAACUAAGCAGCCGGAUCCCUACCCACACAAAUUCCACGUCGACACCGAUCUCCGCAAAUUCGUUAAGGAUUAUGAGGGUCUCCAGAAGGGCGAACAGAAGCCCGAUGUUACCGUUCGCGUUGCUGGCCGUAUCUAUACCAAGCGUACCUCCGGCAACAAGCUGAACUUUUAUGACAUCCGCUCAGAGGGUGUUAAGAUCCAGGUAAUGUGCCAAGCACAAUUCUCGACCGGAAAGCUCUUCGAAGAGCAGCACGAGCUACUUCGCAGAGGUGAUAUUGUGGGCAUUGUGGGUUUCCCUGGUCGGACCAACCCCAAGAACCGUGACGAUGGUGAACUUUCUAUCUUCGCCACUGAGGUUAUUCUUCUGGCCCCUUGUCUGCAUGCGAUUCCUUCAGAGCACUACGGCUUCCAGGAUAAAGAGCAGCGUUUCCGCCAGCGCUACCUAGAUCUCAUCAUGAACGACCGGUCACGUGAUAUCCUUCGUAAUCGAUCUAAGAUUGUUUCCUACAUCCGCCAGUACUUUGAAAACCUUGAUUUCAUUGAGGUUGAGACUCCUAUGAUGAAUGCCAUUGCUGGUGGUGCUACAGCCAAGCCCUUCGUUACCCACCAUAAUGACCUCGACAUGGACCUCUUCAUGCGUGUCGCUCCCGAGCUCUACCUCAAGAUGCUGGUUGUUGGAGGGCUCGAGCGUGUGUUCGAAUUGUCCCGCGUGUUCCGAAAUGAGGGAAUUGACCUUACUCACAACCCCGAGUUCACAACCUGCGAAUUCUACCAAGCUUACGCGGAUGUGUACGACCUGAUGGACUUGACUGAGGACCUUGUCUCGAAUCUGGUUAAGCACGUUACUGGUGGUUACGAGACCGUAUUCCACACUCAGUCUGGCGAAACCUACAAUGUGAACUGGAAGGCUCCCUGGAGGCGGGAGACCAACGAAUUCCUUAAGCGCGUUCUGAAGAAGAUGAACGUGGAUUGCUCGGCUCCUCAGACCAAUGCCCGCAUGCUCGACAAGCUAGUUGGCGAGUUCAUCGAGAACACUUGCAUUAACCCCACUUUUAUCACCGGUCACCCCCAGAUGAUGUCGCCACUAGCUAAGAAGCACCGUCAAAUGGCUGGUCUUUGCGAGCGUUUCGAGGCCUUCGUUUGCACCAAGGAAAUCAUCAACGCCUACACGGAGUUAAACGAUCCCUUCGACCAGCGUAUGCGCUUCGAGGAGCAGGCCAAUCAGAAGGAUCAAGGUGACGACGAAGCUCAGAUGAUUGAUGAGACUUUCUGCCAAUCCCUCGAGUACGGUCUGCCCCCGACUGCUGGUUGGGGUCUGGGUAUUGACCGCAUCGUCAUGUUCCUUACCGACAACUACAGCAUCAAGGAAGUGUUGACCUUCCCCAUGAUGAAAGACGAUAAGACUGCUGCCGACCCCAAGACUGCUGCCGAAGUCGUCGGUAUCGAGCCUAGCCCCGAAGAAGGAAUCCCCCACAAAUGA
Molecule: messenger RNA, 1746 nt
Organism: Penicillium psychrosexuale
Lineage: Eukaryota; Fungi; Ascomycota; Eurotiomycetes; Eurotiales; Aspergillaceae
Product: lysine--tRNA ligase KRS1
Exons: 5
Coding region: 1-1746 (581 amino acids)
Biological process (GO): lysyl-tRNA aminoacylation
Cellular component (GO): cytoplasm; cytosol
Molecular function (GO): tRNA binding; ATP binding; lysine-tRNA ligase activity
Source: RefSeq, a predicted model, not a curated record